AUGGACCGAAGCUUGGAUGAGAUUAUAGUGGAACGGCCCUCCUCAAACCGUGGCCGAUCUCGAACCCGUCCUCGACGGGGCAAUGCGCCUCGAGAUGGUGUCAAAAAGGUCUCUGGUUUAAUCGCCCCAACACCUACAAGAAGUCUUCUUCUUUCUCCUCUCGCACCCUCUAGCCGCUCCGUAAAGGCACACCUAAACCAAGGCCUGGGCACGCUCAAAGCUUGCUCGAUUUCCUCCCAAGCCAUCAAGUGUUGGCCACAUCAUCUAGAUGACCUUCAGCUGACCUCCCUUAUUAUUCUUGAACAACAGCCUUUUAGAACAGAGCGUGCCAACCUGGAUCUUGACUGGGUUCAUGAUAAGUUCGAAGAUGACAGAAACACUCGUCCCUCGUAUCGUGACAGCCGAGCCCGUCGUCUCGACCGCUAUUCUCCAGAACCCGAACAACCCCAAACCGGUGCCAAACUUCGCGUCUCCAACCUGCACUACGACUUAACAGAAGAUGAUUUGGAGGAUCUUUUUACUCGCAUCGGUCCAAUUAGCGCACUUUCCCUGCGGUACGAUCGAGCUGGCCGUUCAGAGGGAAUUGCGUUUGUGACGUAUAAACGUUUAGUGGAUGCUCAAAACGCCAUCCGCGAGUUCGAUGGCGCGAACGCGAAAGGGCAACCGAUCACUCUCACGAUGAUAUCGGCCACCCCAGGCAGAUCCGCUGGGCGAAAUCCCUUUGACUUCGUUGAAAAGCCAAAAGGCAGCCUAUUUGACCGAACUGAAAAGCCCCGCACCAGAAAUAGUCGGAGUCUCAGCCCGGAAGCGAAUGAAAGCGCAGACGUCACCACAGGUCGUGGUGGCGGACGGUUCCGCAGAAGCGAUGUCUCUAAGCCUCCGCCGGACCACAUCGAUCGCUACGUCCCGGGCCAACGGUCGCCAAGGCGAAGGGGCGAUGGCGGAAGGCGCCGGCGGGGGGAUGCGAGAGGCAGCCAAGAGCGAAAUGGCAAUGCGGCAGAGUCGGGCCGACGAGAAGGAAACAGGAGACCAAAAAAGACGCAGGAAGAGCUGGACCAGGAGAUGGAGGAUUACUGGGGUACCACUGCCGCGCCCAAUGGCAACGGCAGCGGAACUGCUGCCAUAACAUCUUCUUCUGCUGCCCCUGCAUCUGCUGCUCUGGAUGAUGAUAUUGACAUGAUUGAGUAA
Histoplasma mississippiense is the source of this 1188-nucleotide messenger RNA. RefSeq lists its product as hypothetical. Lineage: Eukaryota; Fungi; Ascomycota; Eurotiomycetes; Onygenales; Ajellomycetaceae. The record is from RefSeq and is a predicted model, not a curated record. Gene Ontology annotation, molecular function: mRNA binding. Gene Ontology annotation, biological process: mRNA export from nucleus. The transcript has 7 exons. Bases 1 to 1188 code for a protein of 395 amino acids. Gene Ontology annotation, cellular component: nucleus.